AUGGUGCUGCUGUCGGGGCACGGCGAGCCGCUGCCCGGGGAGCGGGUCUGCCCCGCGCCCGCCGCCGCUAAGGAGAUGCCCGGCGCCGAGGCGGAGAGCAGCCCAGAGCAGGGGGCGGCGGAGGCUGCCGCCGAGGAGCCGGACGAAGAGGAGGAAGAGGAGAAGGAGGUGGAGGAGGAGGAUUGCGAGGAGUACGAGGACUUCUCCGAGCUGCCCGACACCUGCAGCAUCGCCUCAGACGACUCCUUCUAUCCUCCUAGGGGGCUGGACGACGACGACGAGGACCUCUGGUCCCUGGAAGGGGACGAGCGCGACAGCCCCGAGGCGCUCAGCCUCUUCCGAGCCUGCUGCACCAACAACAGCAUCGUGCUGAAGGCGCUCAUCCGCCAAGGGCCCCAGGAAGAGGAGGUGCGGGAGGCCGACCGCAACCGCAGGAAUGGUCUUAUCAUUGCCUGUUACCAAGGCUAUGUGGAUAUUGUAAUAGCCUUAGCACAAUGCCCUCACCUUGAUGUGAACUGGCAGGACAACGAAGGGAACACGGCUCUAAUUACAGCUGCACAGGCAGGCCACAUAACCAUUACAAACUAUUUGUUGAACUAUUUUCCUGGGCUUGAUAUUGAGAAGAGGAAUGCAUUUGGAUUCACAGCUCUGAUGAAGUCUGCAAUGCAGGGCCGAACAGAAUGUGUGAAAGCCUUGAUGAUGGCAGGGGCAAAUGUUCAUGCAACUGACCCAAGCCGUGGACUGACUUCUUGGGAAUGGGCUUGUUUCACCGGAAGAUCAGAGUCCGCCUUCGUCAUGCAGAAGCUGAUGGACAGGCCAUGCCCAGAACAGUUUUCUGAUCAAUAUAAACCAGAAUGGCCAAAAAUGAAGGAACUUCUUGCCAAGGCUGCAGAGCCAAAAAGCUGUUUGCAGAAGAUUUCUGAGUGUGUAAGGGCAGCUGUCUCGUUCCGGUCUUUCUAUGGCCCAGAAGAGGAUGGGGUCCUCGACUAUAUGGUGAAGGUGACAACAAGUUUGGGAAGUCCCUUCGUCGCUCUGGGGUGCCGGACUGUGUGCCCAGGCAGCCCACCUUGUGUGGGGAAACGCAGACUGGCAGUGCAGGAAAUCCUUAGGAAGCAGAGAGCAGAGGAGAUCCGAUCUCAAGACAAAGAUCACGUCAGCAGCUACGAGAAGCUCUUUCAGAACUCCAAAGUCACCGUGGUCCCCAAGAAGAAGGAGCGUCGAGCCAGCCUGCAGCCCUUCAGCAUGGCGAUGUCCCAAGUGACCACAGUAGCCACGAGGAAAGCAAGCCUGCUGCCGCUCCACCUGCUUCGACGCAGCAGCGUCCGGCCGGGGUUUGUCAUCCCCAAAGUCCGUGUCAGCAAGGCUCCUCCACCCACCUUCCAGCCAGAAAAGGCGAGGAGGAGAAGCAGCGCCAAGGAGGACCCCUAUCUGCAGAUUCCCAAGUGGAGAUACAAGGAGCUAAAAGAGGAGCGGAGGAAGGCAGAGGAACUGGAGAAGAAUAGAGCAGCAGAGGCUCAGAAGCCCAGGCAGGGGUCUCCUGCCCAGAGCAGGACCUGA
This is a messenger RNA of Pyrgilauda ruficollis (rufous-necked snowfinch), 1557 nucleotides long. It is a transcript of the gene ANKRD33B, whose product is annotated as ankyrin repeat domain 33B. The coding region runs from base 1 to 1557 and encodes 518 amino acids. NCBI's taxonomy places the organism in Eukaryota, Metazoa, Chordata, Aves, Passeriformes, Passeridae. Gene Ontology annotation, molecular function: protein binding. The transcript is spliced from 4 exons. The record is from RefSeq and is a predicted model, not a curated record.